AUGGCUAUCGCGAAGCAUGGUCGAGACUGCGAACAGCUCUCCCAACGCUUGGGCGACGCUUUGAAUAAUGGUCGAAGAGCGAGAGGGGCGCUACCGAGUACGGCGGCGCACGCAGCGCAGAACGUCGAGAGCAGGCCGGCGGUGCAUCGGCAGUUUCCGAAUCCCGCCACAAACCGUCUGCUUCCGUCGUCAUUCGAACCCCGACCGUUCUGGCGACAGACGCGCGUAUUGGACUCGGAUCAAAUCGUCGAGGAAUUCGGCGGCCGCUUGCUCGAUGGGCGGCAGCAGCGGACCGCUCUCGGCGAUGAAUCGCGCUCCGUACCAAAUAUGGCGCGCGCGCCUGUAUUGGAAGUCCGUGGAUAUAGGAAGGUGUAUUCGGACGACUCGAAUCGGGAGCGUACUUUGAAUCAAUGCGUGGGACGGAAAGCGGAGGGCGAAGCCACGAAUGAAGGCUAGCCGGCGACAAGGACUGCCAGGUUCGCAGGCCCCGGCUCCGCCAAGCCGACAAUGAAGAGGUACGACGCUGGUCGCCUGCCGGAAUGCUGGUCGACCACCGGAGGAGGCAAUUCGCU
Messenger RNA from Schizophyllum commune H4-8, 572 nucleotides. RefSeq lists its product as uncharacterized. The coding region runs from base 1 to 456 and encodes 151 amino acids. The transcript has 4 exons. Lineage: Eukaryota; Fungi; Basidiomycota; Agaricomycetes; Agaricales; Schizophyllaceae. The record is from RefSeq and is a predicted model, not a curated record.